Molecule: messenger RNA, 326 nt
Organism: Acaulospora colombiana
Lineage: Eukaryota; Fungi; Glomeromycota; Glomeromycetes; Diversisporales; Acaulosporaceae
Source: the annotation of a GenBank genome assembly
AUGGGAGAACGAGAACCAAAGUCAAAGCAAUUUGAAGAUAUUUACUAUGGACUUUCUAGUUCUCCCGGUAUUCUCAAACUGGCAACGAGCGGUCUAGGUUGGAAAACUGCGGAUUCAGAAAAUAUAGUAACUAUCUCUGCUGAAGAUUUCAAAAAAAUUCAAUGGAUGCGUGUCGCAAGAGAUUACCAGCUAAAGAUUGCGCUAAAGAACGGAAGUGCUGCCAGAUUUGAUGGAUUUGUUAAGGACAAUUUCGAGACGUUAAGGGAGUUCAUUCGUACAAAUUAUAAGCUAAAUCUAGAGACAAAAGUUCACCAAUUAAUAGAAAA